Messenger RNA from Mus caroli (Ryukyu mouse), 2417 nucleotides. RefSeq names its product sarcoglycan zeta (gene Sgcz). Gene Ontology annotation, biological process: cardiac muscle tissue development; heart contraction. Gene Ontology annotation, cellular component: sarcolemma; sarcoglycan complex. NCBI's taxonomy places the organism in Eukaryota, Metazoa, Chordata, Mammalia, Rodentia, Muridae. The record is from RefSeq and is a predicted model, not a curated record.
UUAAAAUGCCUGUCACCUAGUAGAUUCCGGACAGAGGGCAGUCUUUAAGACCCAGCGACUGUAUUUGUCUGGCGAGGAAACGUUGCUUUUUGACAGAUGAGAGAAAUCCCCUUAGUGCUGGCUGUGGAAGGGAGAAGUGAAGUCAGUCACCUGGUGGUGAAGGCCAGUAAAACAGCAAAGCAGGAGGAAAAUUGCGGUCUCCCUCUCUUCAUUUCGCUCUUUUCUCUCUGUGGGAGCCACCUCCUAUUCUCUCAACUCUUUUAGCAUAACCUUCAAAGGAGAACGGUCCCUUCAGACUUUAUUACCGUCUUUUCCCCACUGAGAGAAUACCUCUUAGCUACAAGACAUUUUUUAAGUCUAUGCAGGACUUCGGGGAUCCAGUUAUCUUGCCAGGGAAAUUGAUGAUUGCUAAUGUCUGAGACUCACAGCAUGCUAAAUUAGCUACCAGAGUAUGCCUGACGGAGGAAGGCUUUUAUCACAUACUCUUCUCUCCAGUUUGAACACAUUUGCUUGAAUUUUGCCGCAUGAUGCUGUCCAGGGAAGCAGCUUUUUUUCUUGGGAUGCAGCAACUCGCUGGUUUCUAAGCUUAUUGCAGAAGAAAAAAAUAAUCUGAAAUUGAGUGGAUUUUUCCCCCUCCUCUGUUUGAUUCGACUGAGCUGUGUCGCACGGCGGUAAAGAUCAACUGUCCCUAAAUUUUUGAAGAAGUAAAACAAAGUGAAUUAUCAUUAAUAUUUAUUUAUUUGUAUUAUUUUUAACCGGUGGAGGCGGCGAGACCACGGAGGAUGAGACUGAGAGAAGCUACCAGGGCUUGGAGGAGGAUAAAGCUGAGUUUCAGCUGGAAACUAAAAGACUAGAUCGGUUCGGGGAGCAACUUGGCCAGUUCCUCUCCACUUCCUUUAGUUUCGCUCCAUGGACAGAUCCACGGACCUGGACAUCCAGGAGCUCAAGAUGACUCGAGAACAAUACAUACUAGCCACACAGCAGAACAACCUGCCGAGACCUGAAAACGCACAACUCUACCCCGUGGGGAUUUACGGAUGGCGCAAGAGGUGCUUAUACUUCUUUGUCCUUCUGCUGUUGGUUACCAUGAUAGUUAACUUAGCCAUGACAAUAUGGAUAUUGAAGGUUAUGAAUUUCACUGUGGAUGGUAUGGGGAAUCUGAGAGUCACCAAGAAGGGAAUCCGACUUGAAGGUAUAUCUGAGUUUCUACUACCAUUGUAUGUGAAAGAAAUUCAUUCCCGAAAGGACAGUCCAUUGGUCUUACAGUCUGACAGAAAUGUAACAGUGAAUGCAAGGAACCACAUGGGGCAGCUCACUGGACAGCUGACAGUCGGAGCUGAGGCUGUUGAGGCACAGUGCAAAAGAUUUGAAGUGAGAGCAAGUGAAGAUGGCAGGGUGCUGUUUUCUGCAGAUGAAGAUGAGAUCACUAUUGGGGCUGAGAAGCUAAAGGUUACAGGAACUGAAGGAGCAGUAUUUGGACACUCUGUGGAAACACCUCACAUCAGAGCAGAGCCAUCUCAAGACCUCAGGCUUGAAUCACCAACUAGAUCCUUGAAAAUGGAGGCUCCACGUGGAGUCCAGGUGAGCGCAGCUGCAGGUGACUUCAAGGCUACCUGUAGGAAGGAGCUACACUUACAGUCCACAGAAGGGGAGAUAUUUUUAAAUGCAGAUUCAAUCCGGCUGGGAAAUCUACCAAUCGGUUCCUUCUCUUCUUCAACCAGCUCCUCAAAUUCUCGACAGACAGUGUAUGAACUGUGCGUCUGCCCCAAUGGCAAACUCUACCUGUCUCCAGCUGGGGUAGGCUCCACCUGUCAGUCCAGUAGUAGCAUUUGCUUGUGGAACUGAAGCGACUGAUUUCUCCUCACACCAGAAUAGCCUUUUGUUCCCGUCCGUCUGCUUCACGGAUUUGCUCGGUUUCCCCUGUGAUCAGUGCAGAGCGUCUUCAGAUGGACCACAGAGCAAACUGUUCCAGUAUCCGCCAGGAUUGGCCUUCACCUUUCCUGAUUCACCAUACUAAACACACUUAGUGGGACUGACUCGGCCGUGGGAAAAACAUCUUCAGCAGAAAACCUGGAUCGCGACCUUUGCUCGAAAGGGAGAAUAAUUUAGGUGCCUUUGCUACGUGGAGUGAAGCACACACAGUUUUAGAUUUUUGCAGAACCUGGCUGCGAACUGCGCACGAACACAUUACCCAGACAAAAUUCCCAAAUCCACUGGUGACAUGAAACGCUUAACCCCGUCAGAAGACUGAUUCUGCAGUCCGAAAGCACAAUUUUCCAUUCAUCUUUUUUGGACGUAAACUUUUAUCCCCGAAUUUUAAAAUUUUGAAGCAUUAUGUAAUGCUUGCUUUACUAAAAAAUUAAAUUCAAUACGUGAUUUUUAACUAAAUGAAAUGACGAGACAGAAUCUCUCCCUGA